Pantherophis guttatus is the source of this 6251-nucleotide messenger RNA. It is a transcript of the gene PRKX, whose product is annotated as protein kinase cAMP-dependent X-linked catalytic subunit. Gene Ontology annotation, biological process: protein phosphorylation. Gene Ontology annotation, cellular component: cAMP-dependent protein kinase complex; cytosol. Gene Ontology annotation, molecular function: ATP binding; cAMP-dependent protein kinase activity. NCBI's taxonomy places the organism in Eukaryota, Metazoa, Chordata, Lepidosauria, Squamata, Colubridae. The record is from RefSeq and is a predicted model, not a curated record.
GCGAAUGAGACUCGGCGUCCUCCCGGCAAGCCCAUUGUCUGCAUUGAGGCGCCGGCGGGAAGCGCGAGAGGAGCGAAGCCAGCAGCGUCGACGACCUUCCCCGCGAGACGCGCCCGGACGCUUACUUGCACCCAAAGCAAACCAGAAGCACCGCAGGAAGGAAGCUGCGCUCUGGCGCGAUGCGGAGCGCCGGCAGCCGCUCUGCUGAGAGACGGAACCAAGGAGUAGCCCCGGCUCGGGACCUCUGCAGCUGCUGAAAGGAGAAAGAGGCUAGGCCGCCUCCGGAGACUCCCAAGUUUGCCCUGACAGGAGGAGCCUUUACUACCUCUUCCCCACCUAUGGAGACUUUGAGCGCCGUGCGGGCUAAAGUAGGAGCCAGAAGCCCUGUUGGCUGCGAGGCGGCAGGGACCGGCGAACCCCAACCCAUUUGUUCUUCGGGUCCAGCUAGCCGAGGCUCACCCGCACCGCCUGCCUCGGAUUCCCCCGCUUAUAGACUUGAGGACCUGGAGACCUUGGCUACUGUGGGGACAGGCACUUUUGGGCGGGUUCACCUGGUGAGAGAGAAGGCUGCUAAAUGCUACUUCGCAUUGAAAGUAAUGAGCAUUCCAGAUGUUAUUCGGCUAAAACAAGAACAACAUGUACACAAUGAGAAAUCUGUUUUGAAAGAAGUGAAUCAUCCAUUUCUGAUCAGAUUGUAUUGGACUAAUCACGAUGAUCGAUUUCUAUAUAUGUUGAUGGAAUAUGUACCUGGAGGUGAACUUUUUAGCUAUCUACGCAAUAUGGGACGUUUUAAUAACAGCACUGGACUAUUUUACUCUGCAGAGAUAAUUUGUGCAAUAGAAUACCUCCAUUCAAAAGAAAUUGUUUACAGAGACUUAAAACCAGAAAAUAUUUUAUUAGACAAAGAGGGGCAUAUCAAACUCACAGACUUUGGCUUUGCUAAAAAGCUUGUUGAUAGGACAUGGACGCUGUGUGGAACACCAGAAUAUCUUGCCCCAGAAGUCAUACAAAGUAAAGGUCAUGGAAGAGCAGUAGACUGGUGGGCCCUGGGCAUUCUGAUAUUUGAGAUGUUGUCUGGAUUUCCCCCAUUUUUUGAUGACAACCCAUUUGGAAUAUAUCAGAAGAUUCUAGCUGGUAAAAUAGAUUUCCCCAGGCACCUGGAUUUAUAUGUAAAGGAUCUUAUUAAAAAGCUUCUUGUGGUUGACAGAACAAGACGACUAGGAAACAUGAAGAAUGGAGCUGAUGAUGUAAAGAGACACCGAUGGUUCAGGUCUAUAGACUGGGAUGCUGUACCACAGAGGAAAUUAAAGCCUCCUAUAGUGCCGAAAGUAUCAAAUGAUGGCGAUACAUCUAAUUUUGAAGCUUACCCUGAAGAUGACUGGAACAAAAUACCACCAGUACCUCCUAAAGAUUUAGAAAUUUUCAAAAACUUCUAAAUGUGUGAUACAUCAAAUUAUUAAGAAAUAGAAAGAAGAUUGGUGUGAUAGGUGAAAACUGGAAAAGAAGAACAGAAAAUACUUCCAAAAAUAUCUUGAAAAUGAAUAUUACUGCAUUAUGCAUAGAUUUUUUUUAAAAAAAAAGACAUGUUGUUGAAAAAAUUGAUACUAUUCAGUAGUAUAGAAUUGGCAUUCAUUCAGUUAAAAAGAUACUGAAGCACCUACUCUGAUAUGUAGAUACAGGGUUAUAGGGUUUCUAAAUUUGAAUUUAGUUUUGUUGUCCCCAAAUUUAAUUUGCAUACUUAUUUCAUACCCUAGUUGUAUAAGUUGAUACUAAAAUUGUCCUGUAAAGCACAAGUUAGUGUAUAUUUAUAUGAACAAAUCAGUAAAUCUAAAGCACAGAAACUGUGCAAAAAUGUAAAUUUUUGUAUUUUACAGAGUCUAUGGUUUUUAUUCUUAAAUGUUUUCCAAGAUGCUGCCUAGAAGUAAAACAAAUCUUGAAAUGAUACAUGCUUCAGCAUCUUCUAUACAUUUUAUAAUUCUUUGUAAAAAGAAAUAUACAUAUAGGUUUCGAGAAAAUGGUAAAAUUUCCAGUGCUUUACAUCUCCAGCCAUACAUCUUGAAAGCUGAAAAAUAAAAACCUUGCACAACUUAUUGUACUAUUCCUCCUUUCAGUGUGCAUUAUAUUUUCUUUUAAAAUUAUGUUAAAAUGCUAUGGCUAUAUAUCUUAAUUCUUCAUGGUUACAUAUUGUAGUGAAAUAAGUAUUGUUUUAAUGGGAUUAGGGUUCUAUUACCCUUUCAGGUACCUAAAUGUCAUCAAAACCAAGAUCCCUAUCUAAACACAGAUGUAUACUUGCAUGUCCAUUAUUGAAUAUUGCAAACUAUAGUAGAUAAAACAAUUUAAGAGCCACAAUUGAAUGUACAGUGUUAUCUGGCAUUACCUUUGAUAUGUUCUUUAUAUAAGUAGGAUUAACUCAGCAAUCAAUUUAGUGUCCUUUACCAUUCGUUUGCCUCAGAUAUCUAUCUAUAUUGGCAUCUGCCAAGCAUCCUACCAACAUUUAACAUUUUAAAAUUAAUUUAAUUAAAUGCCUAUAUACAGACCCAUCACACAAUUCCUUUUUGGUUUAAGCAACUUUAUCCAAAACUGCAGAAAAUGAGUGAGAAGUGGCAAGCAAAAUAAAUUAAAGGUGUGAGUUAAAAUAAAGGAGGGGAAAAUCUAAAUUUAUAUUACAUAGAGAGGAAACUGUUAUGUUUUAAAGCAAAGUCUGAAUUCCAAAAUAAUAUUUAUAUCCAAGAUAUGGGACCUUUUGGUACUUUACAUCUGUAGGCAUUCUUAGAAUAUAAAAAUAGGUGGGAUGGUGGGAGCCCAGUGUUUUAUUUGGAAGUUUAACUACCGGUAUUUGCUCAUUUAUGAGGAAGUGUUCUAAAAAUUUGUCUCAAGAAUUCAAAGAAGACUUUUGCAUCAAAAAUCUUCUAACCUCUGUAUGAUCACAUUAAUUUUUAGGGCAUGAACAUCUGUGAACCCUUCUGAAAUGGGAUGUUCUACCUUUUAAACCUCUAUAAGUGAGAAUAACUCAUGCCAUUUGUCCUGCUAAGGGAAAAAAAACCAAAUAUAAGAUUAUAAAGUCCAGAGUAAGAGUAUAUAUUUAUGAGAUACUAAUAUUAAACUAAGGAUUGUUGAUUUGCAUGGUUCAAAGCUAAUGCCACUAUUAGAGCUUGAGCUUACCCAGCUUCCAUAUGAUCUACCUGUGUAUGUUUAGAAGUUGUUUAAUAUCAUUAUUACACUAAUCACUCUUCUUUCCUUGCUUGAUAACACAUUGGUUGUAGUCAAAACACUCCAAAAACCUUAGCUGCCACUUUUUGUGGACACUAUGUUCUUAAAGUGCACUGUGAAAAAUAUGAGGAGUAAGGAAUGAUUAUACAGGUAGUUCUCAUUUAGCGACAGCCUUGUUUAUCUACUAUUCCCAGUUAUGGCGGUGAUUAAACAGUAUCUUUACAAUUAAUCUUCAUAUUUAUGAUAUUUGCAGUCUAUAAAGCAAAGGAAAACUGAAGUAAGAUAAACAUAGUUGAGAUUUCACUUAGCAACUGCUUUGGUUAACGACCGAGUUACUGGUCCCUAUUGUGGUUGCUAAACAUGGACUAUCUAUAGUAUCCUAAUGGUCUUGUACAUUGGUGCUUUCGUUUACACAACUUCCUGUCGUUUUCCCAUUAGCAAAUUAAUUUAUUCUAGUGGCUGGUUAUGUUGCUGAUUCCUAAUAUAUUUCAUUUGUGUGUCUUACUGAGUAAGCUGAAGUGGGUGAGCCAAUAAGCAACAUAAUUGAUACAUAAAGCCAUUUUUUUUCUGGAUAAUUUGGUCUUCAUGAAAUUUUUAUGUUAUGAAUUCAAUUGUCCUUUUUUAAAAAAAUGCCAAAUAGUGUUUACAAUCAGUAUCAUCAAUAUAACGGUGCACAAUAUUCAAAGAGUACAUCCUCAAACCAUCAAAGAAGCUGUUUUUCCCAAAACAUUCCUCAUGGGUAAUUCAAGGACAGGGGUGUCAAACUCAAUUUCUAUUGUGGCCCUGCAGCGGCCAGCAGAGCUGGCAGCAGAGUUGGACAGUGAGUCAGUUAGGGAAAAACUUGGGCCUGUUCUGGGGCUGGGGAAAGCUUGGACGAGGGCUCUGCAUCGGAGGCAGAGAGGGAGCUAGACAGCAGCGAGGCAGAGGAACAGCUGGAGCUUGUUCCCCAUGUGCGCAUGCGCAGAGCUGCCAGAAGACAAGAACAACUCAGAAAGCAGGAAAUUGCUUGGGAGUAAAGCCACACCUUGGAGGUGAUUGGCCCUCCCAUAGGAAACAGAAGAGGAGUGAACAGGGAGUGGACUUUUGCAGGAAACAAUUUGUUCAUUCCGUGUCUCUGAGAGACUCUGUGCCAAGUUUUGCCUUUUGCCUCGUUUAGAAAUAAGUUACAUGGCAGCUGGCCAAGCGAGAUAAGGUGUGCAAUAACUAUUCUUUUGAAAAACUGUUUGGACAAGCCUUGCUGACUCUGAAUGAAAGUAAUUCACAGUCGUGUAAAUAGAAGCUUUUGCCAAAGAUGCUGCAUCCUGCUGUUUAAGGGAGCCUAGGUCAGAACAAUUACAUUGAGGGCUGCAUAAGGGUUGUGUUUAACCUUAGGGAAUGGGGUGGGCAUGGCCAGGGUGGGCAUGACCAGCUCAAUGUAACUUGUGUCGGUGCCUGUGGUGGCCUGAGCACUCUGCCAGUGAAAAUGGGCUCCAGAGCUCUCAAUUUGCCUGUGACGGCGUCCUGCAACUCUUCCAGCAAAAAUAGAGCUUGGGAGGCCUGCCCGCGGCCCUCUCAAGCUCCUUUUUGCUGGAAGAGUCACCAUGGGCCAUUUCUUCAAUGUUUCCAGGGUGGCCCCAGGGGCCAGAUCUAAGCACCCCACAGGCCAGAUCAGACCCCUGGGCCUUGAGUUUGACACCCCUGUUCAAGGACUUUUCCAGGGUGCUUACAGUAUGCAUGUAUUGCUUGCUUCACUUGCAUUCCCAAAAGGAGUAGAAUUAAUAUGCAAGGGGUCCCUCAGUGCUUUUCUUCAGAAUAGGAAAUGAUAUUUCUGUACCAUCAAACAUUACCUAAGUAGUGAACAAUAAUUAUAAUCAUGCCAAUAGGAGAAAUGUGCAUCUAAAAAAUAACCAUAUUGAAGAAUUAAAAUAUAAAAACUGCUAAAGGCCAAAUCACAAAUUGGUGGGUAUCUAAAAUUCCUUUUCAAAUCUUGUUUUUUAGUUCUGAAGUGCAAGCAUUUCAUUGAUUAUAAAGCUAACAAAUAAGCCUCUGUGAAUGAUGGUAUCUCAAAAGGGCUUUUCCUGCAGAUCUUAAAUCAAAAUGGGAAAGGCAGUGUCUUAGGUAACACUGAAGCUGUCUAGAACUUUUAAAGAGUGUAAUAGAUCAAGGCAAUUAUCAUUAAAUACACAGCAAUUAGCUGUAAAUGGACAGCUGCUAUGAGCAAUAUUUCCACUCAUUAUGAAACUAAUUUGAAUUUACAUCAGGGCUGCAUUUUAUAAUCUGCAUAUGAGACCACUGCUCCGCUGGAGACAACAAAAGCCUUAUAAUAAUUGGAUAGUAAACAUUCUGCUUAUGAAAACAGAAUGAAUGUUCGCUCCUUUUAAAUCACCCUAGAAAGAUUUAUUUUAUUAGAAUUAAAAUUCUUUAUGGCUAUUUAUACUUGAAACAGAAGUUUUAUCAUAUUAGAAAAACAUAAUAGGUUGGUGAGCAAAGCCAAAACAACUAACCAUUAAAAUGUAUACAUUGUUUAGAAAAUCCUAUCUGGAUAUAUCAUAACUAUUCAUAGGCUAUAUGUACCUUUAUUUAAUGUUCAUGAGAUUGAGUUAAAGCAAGGUUAUUAUGUAUAAAAGUAAUGUUAAUCUAUCAAAAUUAGGAACUAAACCAAGUUUAGCUAAAGGACUGGAUCUUGAAAACUGCAUGAAUAUAGCAAACCAAUCAUUUUGGUAUAUGGAAGAAUUAAGAUCCAUUAAGUCUUUUACUACAGAAUUUUUCAGCUUUCAAGAAAUGUAGCAUAAUUCCAUCGUACUGUACUAUGUACAGAUUUACUAUGUUUUGCACUUUUCUAUGGCAAACAUCUGCUUUAUAAAUAGUGUUGUACAGUAAAUGAAUUAGUUUCAUCUAUGUACAAAACCAAACUGAUAAUAUAAAAUAUUCACGAUUUACUGAUAUCAGAUAUUUCCUGCAAAUUCUGUCUCAAGUGUAUAAGUACUGUACAAAUACAUAAAUCAGUUCUCAUUGCACAAUGAAAAUCACUGUGAUUUGUAAAUAAAACUCAGUCAAAAAUA